AAGGUGGUGCUCUUCAUUGAUGAUCUCAACAUGCCAGCUCUGGAGACUUUUGGUGCCUCACCGCCAAUUGAACUGCUGCGGCAAAUGAUGGGCAACGGGGGGUUCUACGACCGCAAGGUUGCAGGAUUCUGGAAACACGUGCAGGAUGUGACGGUUGUGGCUGCGUGUGGUCCACCGGAGGGCGGGCGAAAUCCGGUGACGGCACGACUCACACGACUUUUUCAUUUACUUCACAUUCCGACGCUUAGUGAUGAGUCGAUGAAACGCAUUUUUCACUCUAUUUUGCAGGGCUUCUUCCAAGCAAAGAACUUUAGUGGGGAAGUACGGGAUAUGGCCAAGUCUCUUGUGAACGCCAGUGUCGAAAUAUUUAACAAGACCCGUGAUACAAUGCGACCGAAGCCCACAACACCUCAUUAUACAUUUAAUCUGAGAGAUCUGGCGAAGGUAUUCCAGGGCAUUACACAGGUGACCCCGCGUGUAUGUAAAUUGAAGCGCUCUGUUACCCGACUGUGGAUUCAUGAGCUGUUACGCUGCUUCUAUGAUCGUCUGGCGACGCAGGAAGACCGUACCUAUUUUACUGAGGAUCUAAUGAUGGACGCACUGACACGUUUUGUUUCAGGACAGCACUCACAUGCGGAUUACUUUGAAGGAGAUCCGCUUGUAUGGGCAGACUUUCUUCGCAUAGGUGCCGUAGAUCGGGUGUAUGAGGAACUGACAGAAUUUAAGAAGCUUCCUGGAAUUUUGAGUGACUACCAGGAUGACUAUAACGCAUACAUGAGUGGAGGAACGGGUCGUGAAGAUGAUGACGGCAGUGGUGGUGCGAAAUCCGUUUUGAAUCUUGUUUUUUUUAAGGAUCACUGUGAACACCUGGUACGUAUUAUUCGUAUCCUGCGUCAGCCACGAGGCAAUGCCCUCUUGGUGGGGGUUGGAGGCUCUGGGAAGCGCUCAUUAACGCGUCUAGCGGCGUCCAUAGCUGAGCGGCAAACGUUGGAAAUUGCCGUUGGUAAAGGCUACUCCAUGAACGAGUUCCACGAGUUUCUUUUGGACCUUUACACAACAGCUGGCGUUCAAUGUAAGCCGUGUGUUUUCCUCAUUUCAGAUAAUCAAAUCGUGCAUGAGGGGAUGCUGGAAGACGUGAACAAUAUUCUCAACUCUGGGGAGGUUCCGUCUCUCUUUACGCCGGAUGAACGAGAAAAACGCGUCAGCGCCUGCCUUGAGGCAGCCCAGGAACGUGGAAUUUCUGAUCGUGAUGAUGUGUAUAACUUCUUCAUCUCACGUGUUCGUGAUAACAUGCACAUUGUCCUUUGCAUGAGCCCCGUCGGUGAUACAUUCCGUACGCGCUGCCGUCAGUUUCCGUCCCUCACAAACUGCUGCGUCAUUGACUGGUUCGACGAGUGGCCAAAGGAGGCGCUCCUUGGUGUGGCGCAGCGACUCUUUGAAGACGCUGAUGGAGGUGAGUCGAAUCAACUGCUGCCAAUAUUGGCGCCUCUUUGUGUUGAUAUCCACACGACGGUGAUUCGUGUGGCGCAUGAAUAUUGGGAGGAGCUGCGACGGCGCUACUACAUCACACCAACCUCAUACUUGGAGUUUAUUGAGCUCUACAAGGCUCUUUACAGUGAGCAGCGCGCUGUGCUGGAGGAACAACUGUCUCGUGUCGUCAACGGCAAACAAAAGAUGAAAGAAACGGAUGAGACCAUCGCAAAAAUGAAGGAAGAGAUGAGACAAAACGCCCC
Trypanosoma cruzi is the source of this 1733-nucleotide messenger RNA. RefSeq names its product dynein heavy chain, putative. The record is from RefSeq and is a predicted model, not a curated record. Gene Ontology annotation, molecular function: dynein light intermediate chain binding; dynein intermediate chain binding; minus-end-directed microtubule motor activity. Gene Ontology annotation, cellular component: dynein complex. Gene Ontology annotation, biological process: microtubule-based movement. The annotation marks the transcript as partial. NCBI's taxonomy places the organism in Eukaryota, Euglenozoa, Kinetoplastea, Trypanosomatida, Trypanosomatidae. The transcript has a single exon.